Anopheles arabiensis is the source of this 10097-nucleotide messenger RNA. Its product is annotated as serine-rich adhesin for platelets-like. Gene Ontology annotation, molecular function: calcium ion binding. Gene Ontology annotation, biological process: heterophilic cell-cell adhesion; establishment or maintenance of epithelial cell apical/basal polarity. NCBI's taxonomy places the organism in Eukaryota, Metazoa, Arthropoda, Insecta, Diptera, Culicidae. The record is from RefSeq and is a predicted model, not a curated record. Gene Ontology annotation, cellular component: protein-containing complex; plasma membrane.
CUGCGCUCAGUUUGGUACAGCUUUUCACACUAUACGGAUGGUCGCAGGGAACGCUUCAUCGGGAGUGCCAGAACGUUGACGUUUAGAAAGAAAGGAAGCUUACUGACAAAAAAAGAAGAAGAAGAAACAGUGAAUAUAUUUAACUUGACAACCCAACGACGACGCUACGGUGUACUCGAGAGGGCGUGUGAGUGCUUGUGUGCAUCGGCACAUCACCGCGUGUGAGUGGGUGAUCGUGUUUGUUUACCGUACAGUGUGUGUGUGCGUGCGGGUAGGGGAAAAGGCUAUACAAUUGUUGUGGAAAAGGAAUAACGCUUGCUCAAAACAGUGGAAGUGCAUAACGGAAACUCAAUUCCUGCCGGUGCGGAGUAAUAGAUGGAGAAACAUUGAUAAUUGCUGUAAUUUAUAGCUGUUCAAACAUUGACCAUACACAACGCGCCUGGGAGCUCCGGUGCGCGCAACCUUGCUCCAUUGGUUGUGGAGCAGUAAACAACAACUGUACCUAAUAAAACAGCGGAAUUGGACGGUUUUCCUUUGUGCAGAGGAAGCAGUUUUGUUCAUCGUAGUCGGCUGAUUGCUAAACGAAUGCACCGAAACGAAUGAUCCAGUGCGCCUUGAACGAUUACUCUGAAGUGGCACCUGAAGGGUAACAAUCAACCCCUACAAACAUUACCUGUUAGGAUCAUCAAACGCAAACUGGAACAUAGCACAUUCCAAUUCAUACCGGAACUGAAACCCCGCAAGAUGAACCGACGGGCAACUGCGCUGUGUCUGACACUCCUGGCACUUGGCGUCACCGCAGGUCCAACCCCUGACCAGCCAGCAACAGGGAGGGAUGUUGAAGUAUUGUUGACUACCGCUUCUUCCGGCCUCUCUUCCGAACAGCCGACAGAACUGUCGUUAGUCGAGACCGUGUCUUCGUUCACGCAGCCUACUGCCGAAGACAGUCAAACGGAAGUGUCAUCGUCAUCUUCAUCAUCGUCAGCAACGUCACCAGAGCUGCUGCUAUCGUCACCGGCAUCAGUAGACGUGCCUGUGGAUGAAGCGUCGCAAUCUAUAGCAUCGUCUUUGGCGCCCGCAAAGGUGGCGGCAGCAUCAUUUCCGUCGCCAACACCAUCGGAAGCGCCACUAAUGGUGUCGAGCACAAUUGUCUCUAGUGGUCAAACACCCACGGGCGAGGAUUCACUUUCGGUAAGCGCCGCAAGCACUAUGGGGCCGGAAACAAUAGCAACAACCGAAGUUCUCGCUCCGAAGGAUGCACCCAAGUCGCUGGAGAGCAUCACAAGUACGGCUUCUGCUGGUACGCCGGAGAGCGAUUGCGACGAUAAGAAAGCAUCUGACCUCGAGCCAGAGAGCGAAACUCCGGUGAUUAGCUUCGGCAUUCGGUUGUUCACGGUGGAGGUGGCAACCGGUACGGAACGUGCAAGUGAAGAGCAAAUCGACCUGUCCAAUGCAACUCAAGCGCAGGGAAAUAUGUCCAGCAAAAACACGGCCACGUCCAAUCACGAUGGUGUUGAUCCGAUAGACACUACUGCAUCGCCGGCUGUUGUGUCUAGCACCGUGGGUUCUCCCGAAAGUUCGCCUAAAUUACGCAGUCCAGAGAGCGUAGAAGGCAGCGUUACGUCAACUACAACAAACGGGCAGUCGACCGUUACGAUUAAUACGCAGGUGAUGGCCAACGGAGCAGCUGGUGGUGCAUUGGAGCUUCCCGAGGACGCACAGGACGAUGCAUUUUCCAAUGAAAUUCACGUCGAGCGAAACAUGAAAAAUGGUCUUUAUCGCAUUAAAAUAGCCGAAAUAACGACGGACGAGUUUGACAACGGGCUGCGCGAAAACGAUAACGAAAAUAUGCUAAUGACGGACACGAUGGGUCCGCAAGGGAACCGUCAACCACCUUUACAUAAAUCUGUCUACCCGAGCAAGAUUAACAUUGAUGAUUUUUAUCCUUCGAAGCUGGAGGACUUCAAGCCGGAGCAGGCACAGCAGCAUUUGAACUCCGACGAGGAGCAACGCCUGCGGGAGAAGGAUAUUCUGCGUAACGAAGACGGUGAGCGAUUGUUCGAGUCUACCAUCAUGAAACCCUCGGACAUACUGCCGGUGCUGACGACGACCGAGGUGGACGAAAAAGCUGGACAGUUGCAGGAGCAACUUUUGGGAGAUGGCAUGGAGCGUCCGUCUAACGUUGGCACGGUGACAAGCGCCAGCAGCAGUAGCAGCGUAAGUAGCAGCAGCAGCAGCAGCAGCAGUAUUAGUCCUAUAAACAAUGCGACGGGCCAGGAUAGCGGUGACAUUUCUACCACGAAGAUAGAGAUCGAACUAAUCGAUGACACGUCGGAAACAUCGGCCAGCGAUGAGCGUAGCAGCAAACCAACCAUCGACAACAUCACGGAAAAGCUUGAAGAGAACGACGAGGUGAUUAGUCGUAUCGAAGAAAACUUUAAGGGCUUCCGGGCUUUUGAAGGAACUGCUGGGGGCGACGACGAGGAGGAGUACCGCGAUGCCGUGGAAGGUCGGAAGGAUGAUGAAGUAAUCACGAUUGCCAUCUCCUCGGUUACAUUUUCGUCAUCGCAGCAGGAUUCUACCCAAACCGCACCACCCCCGUCGGCAUCCGUGUCGACAGUGGCCGCAGCGGAGCAGCAGCCUACAGAUGAGGAAGAUGGUGUACCAGUUAGUGGCAGUGAUAUCGUGAAGAAUAGCUAUGGCAACCUGUUCAUACCACGACGUGAAAAGAACGACCCCUCGACAGCUACCAAGCUCGCCCAGUUAGGCAAAACUGCUCCGCUGAAAAAGAUUGACUUUGCCGCCACCAAAUUCAACACCGACAACAAUGCACCGGUCGGGCUGUCCGAUUCUGCUGAUGGUAAAAAGGAUAAGCCCGAGUUCUCUACUACAAAGUUCUACAACAGCAAGGAGCUGUACAGUGAGCUGCAUCAUCAGGCACUGGUCCCCAAUCGUACGCAGACAGUAGCAAAGUCUAAAGCUACCGCGGCCAUCCUAUCGGAAAAGGAUAUUAUUACCGCGAAAACAAUGUCCAAACCAGCGCAGGCCAUUUUGGCCGCUUCUUCCAGGAAGUCGUCCAGAGCGCAAGCAACUUCAUCUACUGGAGCAGAUAAUGCGGGAGCUAAAGCUGAUCUCAAGCAGCACACCUUAAAGACAAACUUCGUGCUUAAUGAGCCAACAGUCCCAGUUGGUACAAAGUCGACCAAACCAGGCAGUGCGAGUGCUUUUGAGGACUUGCAACAGAGAAAAAUAAAGUCGCUCGGUUCAGCUGCUUCGGCGAUCAUUGCGGCCACGGCAAAACUGGCCAAACCUAGUCGCCCUUCUUCGACAACAACUACUACGACCGUAGCAGCAGCAGCUGCUACAACGACAACCUUUAACUCGAUGACUACGACGGUUGCAUCGGCUGCAGUGUUCCCAUCGCAACCGGGUAGCAAUGAUGCUAACCGGCUCGGUGUUACGACUGUUGGAUCUAGCAGAAUCGAUGAAACUGUGCAAUCGAUCGGCGUAGCAUCAAAGCCAUCGGUACCGUUGUCCCGUUUGCACGAGAAAAUUAAUACGCUCGAUUGUGAAAUUCAAAGCAUUGCUCCUGAUUCGAGCGUUUGGCGGGGCAACGAAACGCACGAGCUGCAGCUACCGGCCAUGACACCGGAAGACUGUUCGGCCGGUUCUAGCUGCACACCUACCACCAUCUCCUGGGAAGGAGCAGCGGACAUUCAGUCUGGCGAUGUGCUCAUUGUUGAAAUUGACGAUCAUCAUCUAAUUCCAUCAAAUUACAACAAGUCCUCCGAAGGCGCCCAUCACACGACCACCGCCGUUUAUCAAGUUACGCGGCUCGGGCACGAAAACUGCGACAUUACCGAAGGCGUCCUGCUCGACAUCACGCCGCUUGUGGCCGACGGCAAGAAGCUGGUCACCCUUUACGACAAGGAUCUGACGGAGGGAAUUAAUCUACUAAUUGUGGUGUCUGAGCAGUGGGGCCAACAGUGCGUCCGUCUGAAGGUGACCGUAAAGUCAGAUAAUUGUGGCGAAAAUGCUGACUGCUCCGGAAAGGGUGUAUGCUACUCGAACAAUUCCAUGGAAGGGUACGAGUGCCAAUGCUGCAGCGGUUUCGCCGGCACACACUGUGAGGAGAUUGAUGCCUGCAGCCCUUCGCCCUGCACGAACAACGGAAUCUGCGUCGAUUUGUCACAAGGACACGAAGGCAGCGCUUAUCAGUGUCUCUGCCCGUACGGCUAUACCGGUAAAAACUGUCAAUUCGAGUCCGAUCCGUGCAACCCAUCGCAGUGCCUGAACGGUGGUACCUGUGUUGGGAAUUCGACACAUUUCAGGUGUGACUGUACUUCCGGUUACACUGGACCGCUGUGCCAGCACAACUUGAAUGAAUGCGAAUCGUCGCCCUGUGUGCACGGUAUCUGUGUCGACCAGGAGGAUGGCUUCCGCUGCUUCUGUCAACCAGGAUUCUCCGGCGAGCUGUGCAACUUUGAGUACAACGAGUGUGAAUCGAACCCAUGCAUCAAUGGCGGCCAAUGCAUCGACAAUAUCGGCGGCUUCUCCUGCAAGUGCACCCGAGGCUACACCGGCAAACGAUGUCAUAUUAAGGUUGAUUUUUGCGCCAACGAUCCUUGCCCGGACGGCCACCGGUGCAUCGACCAUGGGGAUGAUUUUACCUGCGAGUGUCCCGGCGGUCGCAAUGGGCCAGAUUGCAAUCAAGUACCACGAACGCUGUGCAACGUGAACCCUUGUGCAAACGGUGGCACCUGCUGGACUACGGAAGAAUCGUUCUACUGUGCCUGUCGUCCAGGAUUCACCGGCAAAAUGUGCGAGGAAAACUUCGUCAUCGAUACAAUGGUAAGCUCGAGCGAGAUGCUGUCCGACACGCUGGCCAAUCAGAACGGGCUGCGUGCCAUUAGUGGCAGCACAAUGUACGGGGACGACGGGGCUGUGGCGCACACCGGCAAGCACAGCAGUGCAAUCGAGCUACACAAUGCGUACAUUGCGGCCGGAACACUGGCCACCGCCAUCUUGAUCGUGGCCAUCGUGGUAACCGCAUGUCACUGCAAGGUGCACCAGAGCUACCGACACUUUGCCACCAAGCACCGUCAGCUCAUUCCCAUUUUCGGGCGCCGCGCCAAGCCGGCCAACGCUAACCGUCACUGGCUGAGCGGCAAAGGACAUCAGCAGCAACCGCAUCACCACCAGAGCCACACGAACCCGAACUACAAUUACGCACACCAGCUGCCCAGCUCGUACUCCGGUCUGCAGCCGGAACGGAUAAUCAACAAACCAUUGCCGAUGAAUUUGGAGAACGACAUGUACUACACGGUCGACUUUGGAGACUCCCAGAACGCUCCGUUGAUACAGUAAUGAGAUGAGCGGGGUGCGCAACGAACGGACAGCGAGGCACGCGUCCCAGGUGUUGUGAGUUCGCGUGCUAAUACGCGCGGGCGUAGGAUGCGAGGUAGGUGGAGUGCGUGUGUGUCAAGUAUGGUGGGAAAUAGGGUGGUGGUGCAAUCGCUGCGCCAAAACCAAACGGGAAAAUGAUGGUAAGCGACACCGGGCGAAUGGGAAUGGCAUUUUCUUUGAUCCUGCUGGUACAAUCUCAUUCGCACACGAUGCCAACAUUGGUCAGCUGAAGGUGUGUGUGUGUAAGUAUGGAUAGCGCAACGGUUGGCGUACAGAAUUUGAUACCUUGUUUCAGUUCUGUUUCUUGUUCCGCAUUUCUCAAGUACAAUAUGAUAAUGUGACAAUGUGUUUUCCCGUUCAAGAUAAGUGUAGUAGACGCUAGUAGCAAAAGAAAACAGAGUAAAAACGCGAACCAUUCGCACGUUUGUUGGAACAGACAACGUUAAAAAAUUAAUUAAUACAAUGAAGAAACUCCCUCCAAAGAUCCCCGCCCGCAUGUUAGGAAGCCUUUUCAGCGAGACAUGCAACGUAUGUGAAACUUACUUAGUGUUACGAUAGCUACGAACGUGAGUGUAAAGUAUGCAACAUUUGAUUGUUUGUGUGGCACACGUAAGCUCCUACCACCAGCUAUACCAGUAUUAUUAGUGUUUAUUCUAAAUCGUUCGCUGUUAAUUUUAUGUUUGAAGGGAGAAAAAACAAUGCUUCACAUUUUCGCAGUAAGUUGGGCUUAUAUUGUAAAAAAAAACAAAACAAAUAAUGAAAUCAUACUUUUCAUACAGCAUUCUGUCGAUGCAAUGAUCACUUUACGAGAGGUCGGAAAUUAAAGAUGUGUAUCACAAAGCAUUACUGGACAUUAAGGAUUAAAUAACCAAACAGAUAGCGAAAGAGCAUGCAGAUACAUUUCGAUAAGAAUCCGCACAUAAAUUGAUGCUGAAUAAGCCGAGGGAAUUUCCAAACUUUGGUUCACGAUGGCUCGGGACCGUCAGAUGUCACUUUGUCCAAUACAUGAUCUUGACGUAGUUCGGAGGUGAAUGAAGAAGAAAAAUACUAGAACUACAUUCCAUGGUACCGUUUGUCUGCCGGUUUUCUCUGGAGACAUUCGUUUAUCACCGUACCGAUAACUUUCAUGUUCAACUCGAAACUCCUCGGGUAGCCUUUCAGCAAGGGUGGUAGGAGGUCCUUUCAAGGGUCAGACGCCCCUUUUUUACGCACCUUCACCAACGAAUGUUUGGAGCAUAAUGCGUUAAAUAUGGCUUUUUUCGCUCUCUCUCUUUCUCUUCCUACAGCUUCCCAUAGGGGGAAGGAUAAUUUUAUUUGGAAAAAAGGGAAUAAAGGUCAUCAUGUGAGUCCGAGGCUUCGAAUGGUUUUGUUGUCAAAAAGUGACCUAAAAAGAUGGAUAAGAUUUCAUUGAAUUUAAGACCGUAGCACACAAGUGAAUGAAAAGCUUUAUCUGAACAGAACGGAGUAAGGGAAUCUUGUCGAAAUGGAUUGUUCACUAUACAAGCGCACAAUGUUAGUAAGAAAUGGGACGCUUAACGUCCAAAGGGACGAAUUUUCAGUGAAGCAAACGUUCUUUCAACAAUGAGCUAGUUGGAAAAUCAGUUUGAAAUGGUAUGGCGUAACCUAGCGUUUGUUUAGCUCACGUUUGUGUUUAAUCGUUACGUACGUAAGCGUUAUUUUAACCCGUUCAUAUUGAUGUCGAUGUGUGUCCGUACCAGUUCAGGCGGCCGGUUCUGGUGUGCGGUGGUGGUGGACAAAAUGUGCCAAUAUAUUUUGAAUCUCUUUGAAGAAUGUAGCAACAUUCGAUGCAUAUACUAGAAUAAGAAAGUUAAUUUUACGCAAGAGCGAUAUGAUGGCGACAUAUGUUAGCGAACGAAAUGCACACACGGAAAGGAUGGCCCAACUUUACGAAACAGGCGUGUAAUAGUUUCACACAAAUACAGAGAAAACGAUAAAAGGGGACACGACUAUUGAGAGGAGGCAAAGCAGCAACAACAAAAAAACCAAGCAAAAUUCAUUGAUAUCUUAAUACAAACAUACAUACGACUUUUUCUUAAGCUACCAAAAUCUUAGCUAAAAUACCAGUUACUUGACAUUGAGUGAACAAAAGAGCUAACCAACAUACGUCAAGAGAAUGAUAAAAUUACUUACCACUUUCAACACUUUAUUACACAUACCCCAAACCAUACCAAAACUCCAAAAACUCUUCCAAGCGAGCAAACAGAACAGUCCUGACUUAACCCAUAAGAGCAGACAGCAGGCAAGCAAAGUUACACGAAUACGGAACGCUAAGGCCAGUUGCAAAUCGCAUACAUCCAUACUAGAUACUAGCUAGUUGCUUAGUACAGAGGGCUAACUAACUCUUUCCGUUUUCCAUUCCAAACUAAAUCGAGAAAGUUUAACUCGCUGACAUGGUCAAAACCGAAAGCAAAGCAAAACAUACAAACAAACAAACAUGCGGCCAAUUCAUCCUAGAAAGUAACGUCUAGUGGCCAACAGCUAUUUAAAGAGUAGAAUUAACAACACUUUUGCCAUUCUGUCCUACGAUAGUGUUUGGAUGAUUCCAACUAUUCCAGCCUUAAUACAAAUUGUUUCACGAGUAGGAUUGUUAGGGAGUAUCGCUAAACUGAUGGUAGACACAUUAAUUCAGUUGUGCAGGUUUGGUAAUUGUAACAACUGUAAUAUCUAAGCUCUACCCUCAAUUUCCAGUGCUUUUUUCUCGCUAGUGAAAUAGAACACAGUCAAGCCAAUUUACAAACAAACAAACAAACAAAAACCCUUUUUCGAAUCUUCAACCAUGUCACAACGUAGCUUCCUUGAUAGAGCUUUUAAGCGUAGCGGAAAGGAACCACGCGGCGUUCGUGCGUGCGCCAAGCGUAUCCUUGUACAUCGAGCUGCUUGGGAAGCGUUGGGAUACAGUAAUUUUAGGUAUCAAUUGCGUUCCAUGCGACUACCUGCAAUAGAGGAUUUAAUCAAAUGUACACAUCUUAUCGUAGAUAAUAGGACAGAAUCGCAACGCGCGCACACACUCACCCAUAGACACCCCCGCAUAGCGAGACAACUGAAUGGAAAUUGCCAAACUAAUAUACUAAAAUACGAAUGGAAACGCGUACCACCAUCUUGGACUAAUUUAUUACCUACCAGAUAGAAGCCUACCAUACGGAACCAUGCACGUCGUACCAUUACGCUGCUUGUGAAUGGGACAGGACGCACUCUAAUAAACCAUUUUGAACACAGUCACUCACAUACACGUACAUACACAUACAUGAAUCGCACAAUAAUUGUAGCAUCGAAAAUAUUUGAUACAGCCGAUGGGUGUGUAUGCUUCCCUGCUAUACUGGCAUGCGUGUACAUGUGUGCUGCGUAAACAUCUAAAUAACUAGAACGCCGCGUAGCAAGCAAACACAGCGAAUGGCGAUGCUUCACUGAUUUUCGAUGCUGUCUGAGCGUGAUGGAAAGCAACCCCUGCAGCAGGGAUGAAUGAGGUGGUGAGGCGUCGAAAAACAUUAAAUGCAUACAAUCCCUCCAUAAAUGAUAAAUUGCAGUCGUCCGUUGGAGCAUGUUUUACUUUUACUUUACCGUACGCUCUUCUACCCGCGACUGUGUGCUAGUGCUAGAGGUGUUUGGAAGGUUUUGCUAAAUCAAUGCCGUGCGGACAUCGAGCUAGAAGAUGGACAAAGCACAUCCCAAAUUUGAUCCGCUGUCAAUUGAAACGAAGUGUGUUGGGUGCGGUUUUACAUAAAUUGCUUCCGUUUGUAUCCGUUUGUCCUGCAUUGUUUGCGUACAUUGUGUAAAAGUUGAAUGAGAACAUUUAACUAAGUAAUAGAAGGCAGAUUAUUUAAAAAAAAUUAUAACCAGUACAGGCAUUUGUUUAAAAAAAUAAUAACGAAACAAAGGCUUGCUGUUUAAUAGCCUACAUUAAUUAAAAUUAUAUCAUUCAUUACUAUAUGUUAUGGUUAAAAUUAUUUCUUUCUAUUUCAAUUUGCCAAUCAAUAGCUUCCUGUUUUAGCUCGUGUGUUGUUUUCCAAUUUGCUCUACCUUCUUAGGCAAUCGUCAAACUGAUAAAGCGAUAAGCAGAAGAUAAGAAAUUCGUACAGACUUUAAAUCAAAGAUGCAACACAAAACCAUUCAAAGCGGUGGUUUUUUAAGAUAGCUAAUACAAUAUUUAAUGUGGUAAUUUGAUGAGGUGAAAGGUACCCCGGUACCGGGGUAUGAGCAGUAGCAAAUGGCACAGCAUUAAACGAGAACAAAGGCAAAGAACCUCCUUCCGCCAAAAACAAAUGCUUCUAGUUCACUAUCGUCAAAAAUAGUACCAUUUUUGCCAAAAAAUAUAAAGCAAAACUGCAUCCUCCCCCCUCAUGUGACCAUGGUACUGUUUGUGGUAAUGGUGUUUUUAGGUUCUGUUUCGUGCAAAACGCGCUGCAUUCACAAUAACUGUUUAAGAGGUAGCGUUUGGCAGCAUCUAUUUGAACCGUACGGAUGGGGUGCGAGGUGUGUGCGAGAUGAUAGCAUAAUGUAGUAGAAGUACAUGACAAGUAUUUUAUUCAUACACUACAACAACAACAAAACCAUCUACCCGACAGGGGACGGAAGGUGGACAAUGCUCCAAACAACCCUUACCUUCUAAAUGCAUGAAUAAGUAAUACACAAGACAGUGACAAAAUAAACAAGAAAAUUGUUAUAAAAUUUAA